AUGCAACCUCCUGAUCCGGAUCUGGCUCAAUUCGUGGAGACCGUCAUGGAUCAUACUGAAAUGGCACCAGGUUGGGGCAAACGUUUAUUUCCUCAUCUUCUCGUGACAAGAUCACGAUCAGGAUCGACAAUGGAGCAUUAUCAGACGAAGCUAAGCGCAAUUCUUGGUGAAGAUGUGGCCUGUUUAGGUGGUGAUUACAGUGCAUCUGAGGGUUGUUUGGGAUUAAACAAAUCCUGCACAGCCACAAAUCUAUUUCAUCAUGCCGUUUGGAACUGUUACAGUGAGCUGCUGCCGGAAGAUCAAUGGUUCGUCGAUCAGCCACGUUGCAUUAGUAUUGAUUCAGCACAGAUAGGUGAGAUAACACCUUAG
This is a messenger RNA of Rotaria sp. Silwood2, 369 nucleotides long. The record is from the annotation of a GenBank genome assembly. Lineage: Eukaryota; Metazoa; Rotifera; Eurotatoria; Philodinida; Philodinidae.